This is a messenger RNA of Anopheles stephensi (Asian malaria mosquito), 4093 nucleotides long. RefSeq names its product ATP-dependent RNA helicase DHX8-like. The record is from RefSeq and is a predicted model, not a curated record. Lineage: Eukaryota; Metazoa; Arthropoda; Insecta; Diptera; Culicidae. Gene Ontology annotation, cellular component: catalytic step 2 spliceosome; intracellular anatomical structure. The coding region runs from base 123 to 3968 and encodes 1281 amino acids. Gene Ontology annotation, biological process: spliceosomal complex disassembly; mRNA splicing, via spliceosome. Gene Ontology annotation, molecular function: RNA helicase activity; RNA binding; ATP binding. The transcript has 3 exons.
AAGAGCUGUCACAACAUGCAAGCCAAAUUUUAUUUGCAUCUCUUUACUUAAUGGCUUGUAGGCAAAAGUGUGUUAAAAUUGUGUAAAAAUCGGUGGUUUCUCCUUCUUAACAAUCCUCCAAUAUGAAUGAAUUGGAGCAGCUGGAGCACCUGUCGCUGGUGUCGAAGAUUUGCACGGAGCUGGAGAACCAUCUCGGAUUGAACGACAAAGAUUUGGCGGAGUUUAUUAUCGAUCUGGCACAUAAGAACCCCACCAUCGACGCGUUCAAGCGUGUGCUGGUAGAAAAUGGUGCCGAAUUUUCCGACUCCUUCACCACAAAUCUGCUGCGCAUUAUACAGCUCAUGAAGCCAGCAGGCGGCAAACCGGGGUCUUCCGCGUUUGAGGAUGACGCUAACGAUGGCAAGAAUCUGGCUUUCAAAUUCCCCGGCUUGGCGAUACCGAACAAUAAGAAGGCGUUCUCAUCCGAUGAGGAAGCGGAUGAUGCGGAUGCGAAGGAUGACAAGAAGCGGGAAAAACAUAGAGAUCGCAAGGAAGACAAGAAAGCGUUCGGAAGCGAUGUGGUCGACGAUAUGUUCUCGGAGCUGGAACAAAUGGCUCCAUCGAAAGCGAGCAAGGAGGAGGAAGGCAAAUCUCGCGAACAGCUCGAGGUGGACAAUAUGUUUGCUGAGCUGGAAAAUCUGGCCCCGACCAAAACUACAGAAGAGGAUAAGGAGGCGAAGCGUCGUGACCGGCGCAGUCAGUCUCGUGAGCGAAGGAAAGAGCGCAGUAGAUCGAGAGAAAAACGACGUGAUCGUAGUAGAUCGCGUGAUCGGCGAAGAAGAAGCAGAUCGAAGGAUAGGAAGCGCCGAAGCCGUUCGAGGAGCCGAGAUCGGCACGAUCGUGACCGGAACCGUGAUCGGGAACGGGGAGGUCGUGAGCGGGAUCGUGACAGGGAACGGGAUCGCCGGGUGAGACGGAGUCGUUCGGGAAGCCACUCCCGCGACAGGAACCACCGCCAUCGUAAUCGGAGUAAUUCGCGCGAACCGGCACCGAUCGUGGAAAGAAGGAAACGGACGCCACCCAUGCCGGAAGAACCUGAACCGGGCAACAUUUACGACGGACGGGUGGUGAACAUCGUCGCUUUUGGAUGCUUUGUGCAGCUGAAUGGAUUCCGGCGCAAGAAGGAAGGUUUGGUGCACAUUUCGCAGCUAUCUACCGAGGGCCGGGUGAACCUGGUCACGGACGUGGUCAACCGGGGCGAUGAGGUGAAGGUGAAGGUUAUGUCGCUGGCGGGGAACAAAAUUUCUCUCAGCAUGAAGGAGGUGGACCAAUCGGACGGGCGGGACUUGAAUCCGCUCUCGCACGCACAUCUGAAGGAGGCGGCUGAUGCGGAGCUUGCGGGGCGCAAUCCGGAUCGCCCGAUGACCGUGCCAUCGAUGCUCAAUCUCCAGGAAGGCACACUCGAACCGGUGGAGGAAACGUCACGCAAAAAGGUGACCCGCAUUUCGUCCCCCGAACGCUGGGAAAUCAAGCAGAUGAUCUCGUCCGGUGUGAUCGAUCGAUCCGAGAUGCCGGACUUUGACGAGGAAACGGGACUGCUGCCCAAGGACGAGGAUAGUGAGGCAGACAUUGAGAUCGAAAUCGUAGAGGAUGAACCCCCCUUCCUGCAGGGCCAUGGGCGCGCGCUGCACGAUCUUUCCCCGGUGAGGAUAGUGAAGAACCCGGAUGGAUCACUCGCGCAAGCGGCCAUGAUGCAGACGGCGCUAGCGAAGGAACGACGCGAGCAGAAGAUGCUUCAGCGUGAGCAGGAAAUGGACGCCGUUCCGACGAACAUGAACAAAAACUGGAUCGAUCCACUGCCGGAUGAGGAUGACGAGCGUACGAUGGCGGCCAACACGCGCGGUGUCGGUAUGUCCACGCAGGACGUCCCCGAGUGGAAGAAGGCCAUCAUCGGCGGAAAGAAGAGCUCGUUUGGGCGGAAAACCGACAUGAGCCUCGUGGAGCAGCGGCAAUCGUUGCCGAUCUACAAACUACGCGACGAUCUCAUCAAAGCGGUUACGGAUAAUCAAAUUUUGAUCGUAAUCGGCGAGACUGGUUCGGGCAAAACGACCCAAAUCACGCAAUAUCUCGCCGAGAGCGGGUUUAUUGCGCGGGGCAAGAUUGGCUGUACGCAGCCGCGUCGUGUUGCGGCCAUGUCGGUGGCAAAGCGUGUGGCGGAGGAGUACGGUUGCCGGCUGGGGCAGGAGGUGGGCUACACGAUCCGUUUCGAGGACUGCACCAGCCAGGAAACGGUCAUCAAGUACAUGACGGACGGUAUGCUGUUGCGCGAGUGUUUGGUUGACUUUGACCUCAAAUCGUACUCGGUCAUCAUGCUGGACGAGGCGCACGAGCGCACGAUCCACACGGAUGUGCUGUUUGGGCUGCUGAAGCAAGCCGUGCAGAAGCGCCCGGAACUGAAACUUAUCGUCACGUCCGCCACACUGGACGCGGUAAAGUUUUCGCAGUAUUUCUUCGAAGCACCCAUCUUCACCAUCCCUGGACGGACGUUCCCGGUGGAGAUACUGUACACGAAGGAGCCGGAAACGGACUAUCUGGACGCAUCGCUCAUUACCGUAAUGCAGAUUCAUUUGCGCGAACCGCCCGGCGAUGUGCUGCUGUUCCUCACGGGCCAGGAAGAAAUUGACACGGCGUGCGAAAUACUGUACGAGCGCAUGAAAUCGCUCGGCCCGGAUGUCCCGGAGCUAAUUAUCCUGCCCGUCUACUCCGCGCUACCAUCGGAGAUGCAAACGCGCAUCUUUGAUCCAGCUCCACCGGGCAGCCGGAAGGUGGUGAUUGCUACCAACAUUGCCGAAACGUCGCUCACUAUCGAUGGCAUCUACUACGUGGUGGAUCCCGGCUUUGUGAAGCAAAAGGUGUACAACUCGAAGACGGGCAUGGACUCGCUGGUGGUCACCCCGAUCUCGCAAGCGGCCGCUAAACAGCGAGCGGGUCGUGCCGGUCGUACCGGGCCAGGAAAAGCCUAUCGACUGUACACGGAGCGCGCGUACCGGGACGAAAUGCUACCCACGCCCGUGCCCGAGAUUCAACGGACGAAUCUUGCCACCACAGUGCUGCAGCUAAAAACGAUGGGAAUCAACGAUCUGCUGCAUUUCGACUUCAUGGACGCACCGCCGGUCGAGUCGCUCGUCAUGGCACUGGAACAGUUGCACUCGCUGUCGGCGCUCGACAACGAAGGAUUGCUAACGAGGCUCGGCCGAAGGAUGGCGGAGUUCCCGCUCGAACCGAACCUAUCCAAGCUGCUCAUUAUGUCCGUAGCGCUGCAGUGCUCCGACGAGGUGCUUACGAUCGUUUCGAUGCUCUCCGUGCAGAACGUUUUCUACCGGCCAAAGGAUAAGCAGGCGCUGGCCGAUCAGAAGAAGGCCAAGUUCAACCAGAUCGAAGGCGACCACCUGACGCUGCUGGCGGUUUACAAUAGCUGGAAGAAUAACAAAUUCUCGAACGCCUGGUGCUAUGAAAACUUUGUGCAAAUUCGCACUCUCAAGCGAGCGCAGGACGUGCGGAAACAAUUGCUGGGCAUCAUGGAUCGGCACAAGCUGGACGUGGUGUCGGCCGGCAAGAAUACGGUGCGCGUACAGAAAGCCAUCUGUUCCGGGUUCUUCCGAAAUGCGGCAAAGAAGGACCCACAGGAGGGCUACCGGACGCUGGUUGACUCGCAGGUCGUCUACAUUCAUCCGUCCAGUGCGCUGUUCAAUCGACAACCGGAAUGGGUGGUCUAUCACGAGCUGGUACAAACGACGAAAGAGUAUAUGCGCGAGGUGACCACGAUCGAUCCCAAAUGGUUGGUCGAGUUCGCACCGGCCUUCUUCCGCUUCUCCGACCCUACGAAGCUGAGCAAGUUCAAGAAGAACCAACGGCUGGAACCGCUGUACAACAAGUACGAGGAACCGAACGCGUGGCGUAUCAGCAGAACGAGACGGCGCCGAAAUUAAGCUACACACAUCGACUAGGGGAGCUACCCUGCCGAGCAUUAUUCGCUCCCAGGGCUAGGGACUAACGUUUAAUCUUACUCAACAAUAUAGUGUUACACACGCCGAAUCACGGCAACCUGUACGAA